AUGGGCGAGCUGCUCAGGCGCUGCUCCGGACUGGGCACGAAGCCUUCCUGGCAGCACCGGUGGUGGCCCCUGCUUCCCUGUCACCUCCCGGUGCCUGGUGGGGUCUGGGCCCCCGUGGCGCCCAAAGUGCAGGUGUACUCCCGCCACCCCGUUGAGUUCGGCAGCAGUAACAUCCUCAACUGUUACGUGGAGGGCUUCCACCCUCCCAAGAUCGACAUCACCCUCCUCAAGAACGGUGAGCCCAUGCCGGACGUGAAAUACUCUGACAUGUCCUUCAGCGACAACUGGACUUUCCAGCGCCUUGUGUAUGCGCCGUUCACCCCCAGCAAGGACGACGACUACGCUUGCAGGGUGGAGCACGUCACCCUCGCGGAGCCGCAGACUUUCAGAUGGGAUCCAGAGUACUAAGCUGUACUUAGGAUGACCAUGGUUUGAAGGCUUGCAAGCUGAAUGAUAUUAUGCUUCUGUCCUUUCUUCAUGCCCCGCUUGCACUUGUAAUGGAGAAGAGGAAUCAUCUUGAUCUGAUACAAAAUUCCCUCUCUGUCGGAUGCUAUCUGCUAGGGUUAAUUUCUAGCAUUAACUCAGUGGAUUAUAUUCCUUGCCUUGUUUGCUGUGGAAUUAAAACGCUGAGGAAUUGAAAUUGGAGGAAAAGCAUGCAGAGGGCUCUAUGCCUUUAAGGCAUAUGGUGGAUGAUCUGCAAGUAUCGAUAGCAAGUAAUGCUAUUGAAGCUUCUCUGAACUGGCAGUUAUGAUGGAGAUCCAAAGUGAAUUGAUUGGCCAGGAAUCUGAAUUUUGUAAAGAAUUUGCCUAUUAAGAAAGAUACGUGAUGUGAUUCUGUACCGUUCAAACCUUUACAAACUCUGCUCUGCUGUAGCAUCUGCUUGCCCUAAUAGUUUUAGCUGCAGCCACAGCUGUCUGGGUCGGUAGGAGCGCUUUCAAGAACAACUAUUAAAAGCUUUUCAUUAAAACAUAACCCUUUACUACAGGCAGUGUGCUAGCUAAGCAUUCUUUAAGCAUGUAACUAUAUAUGUGAUUAAAAGAUAGUGUAACUUUGUUAAUGGUCUGAAUUGUACAGAAUGGUUUAUCUAAAUAUAAUUGGAAAACUUCAAUGAAUCCUGUCUUUCUGAGUAGGAGGCACAUGUUUCACUGGGGCCAGUGUGAAGAGCUGUGCUUGCGUUUAUGUUCAUCUCCACAGGGGCAGGAGUGCAAGGCUCCCCUUAGCUCUGUUUGCCUUUCCAGAGUGCUGCAGGCCUGUUUCUUCCUCCAUUGUUAUGUAUCAAGUAAAGGAAUCCUGAUA
Messenger RNA from Struthio camelus australis, 1296 nucleotides. The record is from RefSeq and is a predicted model, not a curated record. NCBI's taxonomy places the organism in Eukaryota, Metazoa, Chordata, Aves, Struthioniformes, Struthionidae.